AAUGGUUCCAUUUUAGAUUUAUCGUUCUUCUCUUAAAUAUAUAUUUUUUUUCAUGUUCCAUUCAUUUUCAAACUGAUUUAGCUUAUUUGACCUAGGUUACCAAUCCGAUCCCAAUUUAAUUCUAGGGGUUUUCUAUGAUUUCAUUUCUUAUUAUUGAAGGCUUUUAUUUUAUGACGUGGAUGAAGGGGAAACUACAUGUUGGAAUCAGCUGUUUGUUCAAGCGUGCUUUUUACGAUAAGAGAAUUUCACAGGAAGUCAGUGGAGAUGCUUUGGGCGAUGAGUUCAAGGGUUACGUCUUCAAGAUUAUGGGAGGAUGCGACAAACAAGGUUUCCCAAUGAAGCAGGGAGUCCUCACCCCUGGGCGUGUUCACCUCUUGUUGCACAGAGGCACUCCUUGCUUCCGUGGACACGGAAGACGUAACGGUGAGAGGAGAAGGAAGUCAGUUCGUGGGUGUAUUGUGAGCCAAGACCUGUCAGUGCUGAACUUGGUCAUUGUGAAGAAGGGUGAGAAAGACUUGCCUGGAUUGACUGAUACCGAGAAUCCCAGGAUGAGAGGUCCAAAGAGGGCUUCUAAGAUCAGGAAGCUUUUUAAUUUGUCGAAGGACGAUGAUGUUACAAAGUAUGUUAACACCUACCGUCGCUCCUUUACUAACAAAAAAGGUAAACAAACAAGCAAAGCACCGAAGGUCCAGAGAUUGGUGACUCCCCUGACUUUGCAGAGGAAGAGAGGCCGAAUUGCUGAGAAAUAGAAGAGAAUCGCCAAAGCCAAGUCCAAGGCUGCGGAUUAUCAAAAAUUGCUUGCUUCCAGGUUGAAGGAACAGAGAGACAGGCGUAGUGAGAGUUUGGCAAAGAAGAGGUCAAGACUCUCAGCUGCUACCAAGCCCUCAGUUGCCGCUUAGUUCCGUGUCUUUAUGUCUAGGUUUAUUAUGCUACUGAGAUUUGGUAUUAGAUACUCAGUUUAAUCAGUUUUGAUUUUGUUUGCUGCUUUGUUGCUUGAUCACACUUAAAUCUGUUUAUGC
Papaver somniferum (opium poppy) is the source of this 1019-nucleotide messenger RNA. Its product is annotated as 40S ribosomal protein S6-like. The coding region runs from base 135 to 749 and encodes 204 amino acids. Gene Ontology annotation, molecular function: structural constituent of ribosome. Gene Ontology annotation, cellular component: ribosome. Lineage: Eukaryota; Viridiplantae; Streptophyta; Magnoliopsida; Ranunculales; Papaveraceae. Gene Ontology annotation, biological process: translation. The transcript is spliced from 5 exons. The record is from RefSeq and is a predicted model, not a curated record.